Molecule: messenger RNA, 642 nt
Organism: Homarus americanus (American lobster)
Lineage: Eukaryota; Metazoa; Arthropoda; Malacostraca; Decapoda; Nephropidae
Exons: 1
Coding region: 1-642 (213 amino acids)
Biological process (GO): DNA integration
Molecular function (GO): nucleic acid binding
Source: RefSeq, a predicted model, not a curated record
AUGAGGGAUUUCUGUAAGAUCAGGAACAGCUUAGCCGUAGACGGUGGCCUUGUUCUUCACAGUGGUCGAAUCGUAAUUUCGACCACAAUCCGUCGUCAGAUCUUGGCUCGUCUCCGUGACUCUCACAGGGGGAUUGAAGCGACAAAGCAUAGAGCACGUCAGACAGUAUGGUGGCCUGGCAUUACAAGAGAUAUCGUAAACACUGUCCAGUCCUGUGACGCAUGCCAGACUCUGCUGCCAUCUCAGGUUAAGGAGCCAUUAAUGUGUGACCCGAUCCUAACCCGGCCAUUUGAAGACGUCUCAGCAGACCUCUUUUCCCACUCGGGAAAGAACUAUCUACUCUAUGCAGAUCGCUUGUCUGGGUGGCCACACGUCGGUACUUACGGCAGGGAUGCGACUUCAAGAAGCACCAUCAAGCUUCUGCACAGCUUCUUCGUGAAUGUUGGUGUUCUUGUCCACCUUUGCACCUAUGGUGGACCACAGUUCUCCAGUCUUGACUCCCGGUCCUUCCUCAAGCGAUGGGGUGGCAACCAUGAAAUCCCAUCGCCACACUAUCCACAGUCUAAUAGUCACGUUGAAGCUUAUGUCAAGGUCAAUGAAGCAUUUGAUCAUGAAGACCACGAAGGGUGGAAACUUAGAUGA